AUGGUGGGAGCGACAAGACUUGGAGGACUUGCCUUCGGCGUGGUCUGCCUCGCGCAGCUUGCUAGUGGAUUCAAUGGAGGUGCAUUCCGAACCUCCUUGACGCUCAAGGACUUCAAGGAACAGCUCACCCAGAAGGAGGCAGAAGACAGCCGUGCUCUGGCAGUCAGGGAUGAUGAAGACCUCCAGCUGCUGUACCCAGCACACACCAUCCAGGUGCCCGUAGACCACUUUCACAAUGACUCCCUCUACGAGCCGCACUCGAACGCCACCUUUGCCCUGCGCUACUGGUUUGACCCCAGCCACUACAAGAAAGGCGGGCCCGUCAUCGUCCUGCAAUCGGGCGAAACCAGCGGCGUCGAUCGUCUGCCCUUUUUGCAAAAGGGCAUCGUCGCGCAGCUGGCCCAGGCAACCCACGGCUUGGGUGUGAUCCUGGAGCACCGCUACUACGGGGAGAGCUUACCUACCCCCGACUUCAGCACCGCGAACCUGCGCUUCCUGACGACGGAUCAGGCCCUGGCCGACAUGGCCUACUUCGCCGAGCAUGUCGUCUAUCCGGGGCUCGAACACCUGGACCUCACCGCGUCCAAGAACGCCUACAUUGCCUACGGGGGCUCAUACGCGGGUUCCUUCGUCGCAUUCCUGCGCAAGUUGUACCCGGAUAUCUACUGGGGCGCCAUCUCGUCGUCGGGUGUGCCUGAGGCCAUCUACGACUACUGGCAGUACUACGAAGCGGCCCGGCUGUUCGCUCCCAGGGACUGCGUGGUGGCCACGCAAAAGCUAACUCACAUCGUCGACACCAUUCUCCUCAACAAGUCCGCCACCGACUGGGUCCCCCGCUUGAAGCGCGCCUUUGGGCUAGGCAAUCUCACGCGCAGCGACGACUUCGCCAACGCCAUCUCGGCCGGCAUCGCGGGCCUGCAGGGGCUGAACUGGGACCCGGCCGUCAACAGCACCGAGUUUGGCCGCUACUGCGCCAACGUCAGCUCCACGGCGCCGCUGUACCCGCGCACCGCCGAGGCCGAAGACGAAGCCCGCGCGCUGGUCACCGCAGGCGGGUAUGGAGACAAAAAGGAGGCAGCCGCCCUCGCCGCCCAGCUGCUCAACUACAUCGGCUACGUCAACGCCACCACCGUGCGGUCCUGCCGCCGUGAGAGUCAGGACGCAUGCUUCACGAAUUAUAACACGACUUUUUACCGCCAGGAUAAUCUUCAGCAGACCUGGCGGCUGUGGGCGUACCAGUACUGUUUUGAAUGGGGCUACCUACAAACCGGCUCCGGUGUACCCGCCAACCAACUCCCACUCAUCUCCCGCCUAAUCUCCCUCGACUACCUAUCCGUCGUCUGCCGUGAAGCCUUCAACAUCACCACCCCGGCACAGGUAGAGCGCAUCAACAAGCACGGCGGGGUACACAUCAGCUACCCGCGCCUGGCGCUGGUCGACGGGGAGUGGGAUCCCUGGCGGUAUGCGGGUGCGCACAGGAUUGGGCUGCGAGAGCGCAAGAACACCGUCAGCGAGCCCUUCAUCCUCAUCGACAACGCCGUGCAUCACUGGGACGAGAACGGGUUGUUCCCCAACGAGACGCGGCCCGGACUGCCGCCGAAGCCCGUUGCCAAGGCACAGAGCGCCGAGGUACACUUUGUGAAAGCAUGGGUUGACGAGUGGAGGAGGUCUAGAUGUAGGGGUGGUGAUAGAUGGUGCUGA
Canariomyces notabilis is the source of this 1701-nucleotide messenger RNA. RefSeq names its product peptidase S28. The transcript has 3 exons. The record is from RefSeq and is a predicted model, not a curated record. The coding region runs from base 1 to 1701 and encodes 566 amino acids. Gene Ontology annotation, biological process: proteolysis. Lineage: Eukaryota; Fungi; Ascomycota; Sordariomycetes; Sordariales; Chaetomiaceae. Gene Ontology annotation, molecular function: dipeptidyl-peptidase activity; serine-type exopeptidase activity.